AUGGCAAUUAGGAGGAAGAAGAAGCAGAGGCCAAAGGUGGAAAUUGUGUAUCCGCCUUUAACAACGAAGACAUGGAUUCCACCUGAUCAGAGGAAGAGGAAGAAGCGAAAGCCCAAAUGGGUGAAACCUCCAGAACUUACGUUGAAGUUGGACGUUUCCAAUCUGAAGAAGAUUUGGCACGCGUACAGGCUCAUAGCUGGAUGCGGAGUCUUGUACGGACAUUAUGGGCAGACGCAUUGCAAAUUUCUGUACACUACCAAUGGUCUUCAAGGACCGGCCAACUGUGUUAUAGCUAUUCUAUUCUCGAAGAUCUCCAAAUGUCCUCACUGGGACGCUUACACUUUGGACGAGAUUCUUAACGUGGGUGAUCGAUAUUUCGCGGAGAGCAAGAAGUUCCACAAAUGCAAGAAACUGUUGCAUAUUUGUGACCUCAAUCGAGAUCUGUACAUUUACGAGCACAAGAUUACCAUAGACUUUAAAGGUAAAAGGUAUAAGGGUUGGGUGCAGGUGGAUCUCAAGGAGAAGGAAAACGAAACCUUGAAGCAUGUUAUACAGGAGUUCUUUGAGAAAAACGAGGCCGGAGUGGUCUGCGUCGGUGAAAGAUAUUUUGCGAUUUGGAAAUACGAAAAGGGAUUCUAUCUGUUUGAUCCCACCGAGCACGACAUUAAAUGUUUACCAUGGAAAGGUUUGCCUGGUCAAGGUACAAGUUUCUUGAUCAGAUUCCCGCACACCGAUCGUCUGGUGCAAAUCUUGGAGAUGAACUUGCCCACAGUUAACAUUAACUUCGAUAUUUGCCCGAUCUCCAUUGAAAGAUUGAUCAACAUCAACACCAAUUAUCCGCAGUGUCUUGAAGAUGCCAAUUUGGAAAUACUCGAUCCUGUACUUUCCAAGAAAGAGGAACCACUACCGCCGGAACCUGAACCGGAACCUCCUGAAGAAUUGCCCAGCGAUGAAUCGGAAUACGAUUUCGACGAGGACGAUGCAGACGAAGGAAAACCUUCCACUCCACCGGAUGCUCCCAAACAUACCGAGUCACCUAAAGCUGAGUCUCCGAAACCCGGAAGUCCACUCGAAGAGAAGCCUAAAGAUGCUAAAGUAUCGAAGAAGAAGAAAAAAAACGAAGUCGAUCCGAACGCUAUAGGACCCAUGACCGAAUCCCAAGCCAAGAUGCACGAGGAGAUGCAUGGACCUUUAACAGAAUCCCAGACUAAAUUACAGGAAGAGCAUAAGGAAAAAAUAGCUAAAUCCAAGAAUUUACCCGGUCACCUACCAGUAGAUUCCGCGUAUAGAAUUAAAAACUUGAGGAAUCCAGAGUUUGGCCCGUUGACAGAAUCUCAGAUAGUCCUCCCAAAGACCAAGAAAAAGAAGCUUGUGGAUAAACCGAUUGCUGAUGAUCUAACCUUCUACACAUAUGUGGAGCCUCACAUAAUUGGGAUUUUGAUGGCGGAUUUGCAUCAGGAUGAGGAUGAAUUUGAGAUAUGCAGAGGAAAAUUGGAUUUACCUAAUGCUUUGGCCGCUCUGACGAUGCUGAGGGAGCACAGGAGCUGCGAAUGGACCACGAAGAUUGUAAACAGCAUCCUGAAAUUGGGUUUCAGGAUUUGCGUUGAAACUUUGAAGAAGUUGAAACCGUUGAAUCCGCCAGUGACGACGAAGAACGUCAUCAAAAAAAUUGAUGUAAACGAGAACGCGUACAGCGUUGUUAUUACACAGUACGGAGCGGUGGGAAGGUUGAGUAGUUUGGAUGAUUCCGUUUUGGAUCUUUUACCUGCGUUGAGGGAAGUACUGAGUGAUUAUGAUACUGUCAUUGUUAAUGGGCCUUUGGUGUUGGGUAUCUGGAAGGAAGGGAAUAAGUAUUAUCUAUUUGAUCCCGUGGAGAGAGAUCCGAAUGGGAAUAAGAUUAUCAAAGAAAUUAGGGUCGGAUCGAUUUUUGAAGCUGUGGACUUUAUUUCGGGGGUAGCGUGCGUGAUGUGGUUCAAGGAUUUGAAAGAUUUGGUGGCGCAUUAUGUUAAGAACGUGGAUAGGCUGCAGAGGCGCGAUCAAUUCAUUCUCUCCACUGUUGAGAUUAACAAGUAUCAGGUGUUGCCUGAAGACUGGAGGAACUUUGUUGCUAUCGACGUGGAUAGGUGGCUGCUUCGUGGUAACUUCAGUCAAGCUGAUAGACGGUUCAAUAGGACUUCAAGGAACACUCAGUGCACGGCAACUGCUGCCAUGGCUAUAGUUUACGCGCAUUUAGUACCUAUAGCCGAGUGGACUUCAAAUACAAUCGAUGAUGUCAUAACGAAAGGCGAUGCUUAUUACACAGAAUGCAUAGAAGCUUUGAAAAAGAAGGAAAAGUUUAAGGAACCAAUGCUGCUAGUAGUAGAACUGCUCACCGAGUUUAUGGUUGACGAAAAGUUGGUUUGCUUGGACAUUGCAGAGUGCCUCAUGAAUGGCUACAUUUCCUGGUCAGAAUCUUGCAAAGUCUGCGUUAAUUUGCAAAAGGGUUUAGCGGAAUUCUUCAAAGACAACGAUUUCGGUAUCUUCACGUGCCGUGGAAUUAGCGUCGCUCUUUGGCGUAAAGGCGAUACGUUCUUUUACUUUGAUUCUCAUGAUCGCAAUCGACAAGGAUUCCAUACUCAUCAUGGAAAAGCUUGUAUUCAGAGAAUAUCAACAACGGAAAAGUUGGCUGAAUGCUUGAUGGGUAAUCUGGCGCCUUCUAAAGUGCACGCUCUUUACAAUUUGAGUAGACUGGAUGUGGAAACUUUCGAUCCUCCGCCUAAGGAUGCUCCUUGGGAUGAGGAUGAUUACGUUGACGAGGAGGAGGAGGAAGAGUUGGAGACUGAUCCGAGAUCUAGGUUCGGGGUGAUGAGGCCUUUAUACAAUUAUACGCAGCUAACGAAGAAGAGGGCGAUCUUGAGGGCCAAAGUGCAUGAAGGCGAUGUGAUGUUCGGAAUUGGUGCGAACAAACACACCAUUCCCAAUCUGGUGGCGGCAGCUGCUAUGGCUAGGUUAUUCAAUCCUGCGACUUGGGAUGUGGAGAUGUUGGAUGAUAUCUUUACCGUUGGCACCGGAUUGUAUGAAUCGUCAAUGCAUCGAUACUACAAAUCUCAAGCGAGGCGUAACUUGCAGGAAGAGGAGGAUGCGGAUGAUAACGAUGAUAUUACUAUAGCAAAUUGCGCGGAUAAUUUCAAGAUUGGUGUGAAUAAAAUUUCGCUAGAGUUUAGGUUCGUCGAUGAAGCACCUGUGAUGAAAGGCGAACAGUUUAAGGCUAGCAUUAAGGCCGCUCUAGAAGAGGAGGGUGAAUUUUGCGAGCUCAUUUUGCAUACCGGACAAUACGACGUGGUUAUCUGGAAGAAUGCUGGGUUGUAUUAUGUCUUUGAUCCUAAAGCUAGAGAUACUCACGGAGAUGUUUACGGUAAAGCCGAUUGGAGUAUCAUAGUUACACCGGAAGAGCAAUCCGAGGAGGAGAUUUCGGAAUUCGGCGAGGAAGAGCUGUGGGGUAUGGAGGAAGAGGAAGAAGAACAGGAAGGUGAAGGCGAAGAUACUAAACAAACGUACGAUCAAGAUAUAAUCAAGUAUUUGGAGAACGAGUGGAAAGAAUUGGCUGAGAUUCAAGAAGAGGAGGAAAUAAAGAUACGUUUCAAACAUCCACCCGAGUACUGGUUGGAGAUGGCCGAAAAAGAGGGUAAAGGAUAUGUGAUGUGGUUCACCAAAAUCCGUUGUCUGCUGAAACAUCUCUUCAGUAAUUUACCUAUGAAGGAACGCGAUUUGAAUUACGUUCUUACCAAAGUGGUCAUCACUAAUGAACCGGAGGUUAAGGACGUUUACGAUCCGGCGUUCGGGCCAAAGGAGGACGGUAUUAGUGGCGAUUGGCACGACUUCAAGGAGAUCGACAGAGGUCAGUGGAUUCUACGUGGAACCAUACAUCAGAAGAAUGAACUAUUUCCAGAGGGAAAUCGUGGAAAUCAGUUUGCGGCGAAUUGCUUAAUUGCUCUAGCGUACGCUUACAUUUAUGCGCUUCCCAAUUUCAAUUAUCGCACUGUCGAUUCAAUCCUGAAGUACGGGGAUCGUCUCUAUACUGUUACCAAGAAGUUGAGAAAAUCGGAAUUAGCGAAGGUACCGGACGUGCCUUUAACAGAGACGGAAAUCGAAGAGGUUGCUCGUAAAGAUAUUUAUGAUAUUGCAAUGUUGCCUAAAAGGUUUUGCAUUGGGGAUGAGAAGAUUACGGCGCACGUGGAGCAGAACUUUUGCACUGGAGAGGUUCAUGCGAAGAACGUGGACGAAGAAGUGGACGUGCAGAAGGCUUUGGAGAUCUUUUAUGAGGAUGUCGAUAAUCAGUUUGCGGUUUUGGAGGCGAAGGAAACUAGUGCUGCGGUUUGGCGCACCAGAAACUUUUACUUUCUGUUCUACCCUCAACAGAAGGGACCCAGAGGGAAUGCUUCUGAGAAUGGAGUGGCGUGUGUUUUGCGUUUCAGGAGUUUGGAGGUUCUCGCUAAGUGCUUCGUCCGAGGAAUGCCUAGGAUCGGCAAGAACUUUUUUGGAUUGCACAAGGUAUCAUUCGUGGUGGAUAAUUGCGCGAAGCCGGCGAGGGAGGAGAUGAGGAUAGAAAGACCGGCGACUUUGACGGGAUAUAUUAAUUUGAGGCCAGGUAUUUUCAUGAUACGAGGUGGCAUUCAUCAAGAUCAUCAUAUAUUUGGACGUGGAACGAACGCGCAAUGCGCUCCCAUUGCACUCGUUUCUUUGGCGAUGACCUUGGUCCAUAACUGCGAGUAUUGGACGAGACCAAUCAUAGACGAGAUCAUCUGCAUAGGCGACUCGAUCUACGGAAACGCUCUGGACAGGUGCGACUUGGAUUUCAAUCCAUGGGAGGAGAAGAUGACGAUCGCGAUGGCUCCGAACGACUUCAAAAUUGGCAAGAUCAAAGUGAACUGCGAGAGGCGGCACACGGAGCAGCGAGGCAUCAUCGACAUUAAAGAUCCGACCAUCCUGAACCUGCGCGCCGGAGUCGAGAGGUUCUUCGAGGAGAACAGUUACGGCGUGAUUGAGACGGACUUCCUGACUGUGGCUAUUUGGGAGAUGGAGGAUGAGUCGAAUUACAAUUACAUCUACAUGUUCGAUCCGAAUCCGAGGGGUCCCACGGGACAACCGUGGCCCGAGGAUGGCGCUGCGUGUGUCAUCAAAUUCGUGGAACCGAAAGCCAUGACCGAUCACAUCAUUUCUCUGCUGGACGCGGAUCGGGACGGUCAAUUCCUCAUCACGCCGGUGGAAAUCGUCAUCGAGAGAGAUGGCAAGAGGAAGAAGACGAAGAAAUAUGGCCUUCCAAGAAAGCCGGACUCAUCUUGCGAGCGGAUGAGGAACGAUAAGCUGGGUAAAUUGGAGUAUUAUGCGAUACCCCACACGGAAAUUGAUAUAUUGAGGGGAAGCAAAAGUCAGAACUGGCAGUUGUACAGCCAAAGCUCGAGAGGGAAUCAGGACGUUCCCAAUUGCAUCGUCUCUUACGUUAUGGAUAAGGUCAUUCCGUUGGCCAAUUGGAAUUGUAAGAUCAUCGAUAUGGUGUUGGAUGUGGGUGACCAACUGUACAAGGACAGCUACAUCAUAUACAACCCUAAGGAUAAGAAGCUGCGUUUGGAGACGCUCAUCCGGGAUGUCUUGAUCAAGGAUAUCAAAGUGAAGAUUUCGGUGGGAGCUCCAGUCUUGACCGCUAAAUUCAACGUGCGUCUGCUGAACGAGGCUCUUCAGGCGUGCUUCAACUUGAAGAACUUUUGCAUCGUGCUGGUGGAGAAGACUGCCGUUUCGUUGUUCCUCCGAGAUGGGCAUUUCUACCUCUUCGAUCCCACCGAUAUGGAUUUGUCUGGGUGCAGAUGCGAACAGGGGACCGCAGCAGUCCUCAGGUUCACCAACCUAUCAACAGCUAUAGAUCAGCUGAUCAGUAACCUAAGCGUGUGCAACUUGAGCAACGAAGUCUUCCACAUAAUAGUGGUAGCCAUCAAGGAGAUCGAGAAGGUACGUUUUGGGGCUACUCAAGGGGACGCAAUCCGCCCCAUCCUCGAGUCUAAUAAAUGCGACAAGUAUCUGUACGGCCACUACGGAGGAAAGUGAAGUAACUAACUAAUUGUCCUGUUAAUUUAAA
Messenger RNA from Nicrophorus vespilloides, 6109 nucleotides. RefSeq lists its product as uncharacterized. The record is from RefSeq and is a predicted model, not a curated record. Bases 1 to 6078 code for a protein of 2025 amino acids. The transcript is spliced from 10 exons. NCBI's taxonomy places the organism in Eukaryota, Metazoa, Arthropoda, Insecta, Coleoptera, Silphidae.